CCCCCCCACCCCCCCACCCCGCUGCCUCGUCGUCUCUUCAACUCAUGUCCCCCGGGCCCCGGCUUCUCACCUCCACCGAUUAAACCCUGAGUUUAGGUCUAAUCCAGUACAACUCUUGGGUCCCUAUGUUUCAGCCCUUGGGGUGUCUGCAUCUGACGAGAGUAGAGCAAAGCGAGGCAACGAGAACAACGAUCUGAGCCUCAACCAGUCAACCGAGGGCCUUGCAGUAAGUUUUGUCUUUGAGAAGAGAGCAGUGUUAGCAAAGGUAUCCUGUUUUGACCUGACAUACGUACAGUGGAUACAAGUAUGGGGGAUCAUACCGUGUGCUUAAAUCAGGAUGAAAGUAAGAUUGCUGCGGCUUUUAAAACUGCAUUAGAGAAGAUAGGUGAUCCACAUUCAGGGAUUGUGUUCAACUUCUACCGAUUUGAGUACAAAGGAAGAGAUGACACUUGGUACAGGGGUGAAAUUUUCCCUAUGACAGACCCCAAGUCAUCAUUUGACAAAGGAAGUGGAAAUAGAGUAUCCAUCUGGAUACGUGCUGCUGCAGAUGAAAGGCGAAUGCGAGAAUUGGUUCAUCAUCUCUUGCCUCUUGAGGAUAAUGCUUUGCUGAAGCCUUGUUUUGCAGCCUAUAAUUCUAUGCUUGGGAAGACUGUUGUUUCCUGCAUGCCAUGUACUGAAGAUUUCAGCAGUUGGAUUUCAAGACAGACCCAAGUACAGUCUGAUGGCUACCUUCAUGAUGAGGCGAAAAGAAUGAUAUGGUCUGUGGUAUCUUUUAGUAAGGUGUUGUGGGUGAAUGGCUUCGUGAGUGAUGGGUUAGAUGACCCAAAGAACUAUGCCAUGAUGGACACACACGUGAAAGUUCUACCUUUUACGAUUCGAAAGAAGGCAAUCACUGAUAGCAAAAUGACUAACCGGAACAAAGUUGCUGAUCUUCUUGAGAAUCAUCUGAACACAAAGUGGAAUGAUAUUGAUGUGGUAGAAUUCAUCAAGUGUUUAAGAGAUCCUAUACUAAGUUUGGAUGUGCUUCUUAACCAUCCAUUGUUUCUGCCACCUGAGCGCCGCAUGGCUCUGUAUGUUAUUUUGUGGGAUGUUCACUUCUCACCUGAGCACAGGGACCGUUAUGAUGCAAUCACAUCACAUGCUAACUGGACGAACUUGGUUUCAGCCAAUGAUACUACGCUGAUGAAGAUUUUGACCUAUGAUGAGAAAAAUGAAAACAACAACAUCUGCAUGUAUCGUAACACUACACUGCAGGCUCACAAGUUUGCCCGUGAUUCUUGUUCACAUUAUUUUGAGCAGUUGAGAAAGAGUAAGAAGGAGAAGAAGAGACCAAAUAUCUCACCAGACAUGGUGGAUAGGCCACUUAAGAAGCUGUUGCCUGGGUUACUGUCAAAGGUUUAUGCUUUGGCAAGCAGCCAAGAUUGGAAAUCCGUAUAGUGAUUUCAGAUCCAAUACCGCUCUGGUUCAUCACUGCCUUCGGUCCCCCCACUGCUCCCAGAAUUUGAACGCUAAGCUUGCCUGAGCUCAGAAAUUUUCUUCGGAUCCAUUGCUCUAGCUUCCUUUACAAGUAUGUACAGUUUUAUAGCAUCGUAUGACACGAUAUGAGUGGAAAAAGACCCGAAUGCUGCAUGACAUUUCCCUAACAGGUAGCCGUUGAGUGACUGGGCUGUUUAACUGUAUCUAUAUCUUGCUGGGCUGUCUAACAUAUGACUUGCUCACUAAGCUUGACUUGAACAAUGGGGUGUCGUAUUCAUGUUUCCUAAAUUUUCUGAACAGCAACCUCCCCUUUUAAUGAUGGCUUUGGAUUUCCACACGAGUAUUUCC
This is a messenger RNA of Setaria italica (foxtail millet), 1824 nucleotides long. RefSeq lists its product as uncharacterized. The coding region runs from base 307 to 1437 and encodes 376 amino acids. Lineage: Eukaryota; Viridiplantae; Streptophyta; Magnoliopsida; Poales; Poaceae. The record is from RefSeq and is a predicted model, not a curated record. The transcript has 9 exons.